AGAGAAGAAGCCAGGAAUCAGAGGACAGGGAGGCAGGAUGCGGCUCAGUCUGUGAAUGCUCGUUUGAAAACUUGGAACUGUUCUAUGAUGGAGCAAGCAGUCAUCUGUGGCCCCUAACGCAUCCUGGCCACUGCACAAAGCAUUUCCGAGCAGAAAUUUCCAAGCGACCAUGCCCUGUGAGGUAUGGCCACCGCAACACCGAGGCACUCUUUAUUAAACACCGAAACUUGGGUUCUGGCACCCCUUUCAGACAUGAAUCAGCUUCGUUCCUCCUCCAGGGCCUCCCUCUGGUGGCUCUGGUUCCCACUGCUCCACUCCACACCCUCUAACAGGGUGCUACAGGACCUGGGAGGAAGAGCCCUUCUUUGCGGAAUGCUAGACUGGACAGGGAAGAACGCCUCAAGUGAGCACGCCUACAACUCCAGUAAACACCCUGCGCACGCUCCCCCACAACCCCCGUGUGCUAGCACGCCAAUGCACAUGCGGACAGCCCACCCCAAGGGAAGAAUCAGAGAAGAAGGAACGCAAGACCCCGGAAGUAUGGCAGCAUAUAAAACCCCAGGUCAAAAGGCCAAAUCUCACACUUCAUCUCUCAAGUUGCCCGCCUAACCACCUUCAAAGUGUACUUGACGUCCUUUCAUUCCUGCUCUGAAGUUUUUAAUAAACUUUCACUGCUGCUCUAAAA
Messenger RNA from Homo sapiens (human), 685 nucleotides. NCBI's taxonomy places the organism in Eukaryota, Metazoa, Chordata, Mammalia, Primates, Hominidae. The record is from RefSeq and is a predicted model, not a curated record.